UUUUCAUACUUUGAUUUAAGGUAGCACGUCUAUAUAAGACGUUGUUUAUGCAUCACUAUCUCUCUUGUGUAUUUCUGGUUGUACAUAAAGAUUUGUGUUGAUUUCCAAAUACGCUAUAUUAAUUUAUAUUAUUAAAAAUGAGUAUACUCGCAUACAAUGGUGGAGCAAUAAUAGCUAUGAAAGGAAAAAAUUGUGUGGCAAUAGCUGCAGAUCGUAGAUUUGGUAUUCAAGCCCAAACUGUGACUUGUGACUUUCAAAAAUUAUACGAAAUGGGACCACAUUUAUAUGUUGGACUUCCAGGUCUUAGUACCGAUAGCCAAACAGUAAUGGAGAGAUUACGUUUUCGUUUGAAUUUAUAUGAAUUAAAAGAAAAUAGAAAAAUUCAUCCUAAAACUUUUGCUGCAAUGAUAUCAAACCUUUUAUAUGAAAGAAGGUUCGGUCCGUACUUUAUAGAACCAGUUGUUGCUGGUUUGGAUCCUGUUACAUUUGAACCAUUUAUUUGUAACAUGGAUCUGAUAGGUGAUUUGAAUAUACCAGAUGAUUUUGUAGUUGGUGGAACAUGUACAGAACAAUUAUAUGGUAUGUGUGAAUCAUUAUAUGAGCCAAAUUUGGAAGCUGAUGACCUUUUCGAAACUAUUAGUCAAGCUUUGGUAAAUGCAUGUGAUAGAGAUGCAAUAUCUGGUUGGGGUGCUAUUGUCCAUAUCAUUGAAAAAAAUAAAGUUACAACAAGAACAGUUAAGACACGUAUGGAUUAAAAUAUUUUUCUAUCAUUAUUUUAUGUCAAAAUCAACACAGAAUUCUUAUAAUUAUUGUUAUCAGUUAAGCUAUGCAAGUGAUUGGCAAAAAAUAAUUUUCAAUAAACUGCUACUGAAAUAAAUACUA
Vespula vulgaris is the source of this 882-nucleotide messenger RNA. It is a transcript of the gene Prosbeta3, whose product is annotated as proteasome subunit beta type-3. Gene Ontology annotation, biological process: proteasome-mediated ubiquitin-dependent protein catabolic process. The transcript is spliced from 3 exons. Bases 138 to 755 code for a protein of 205 amino acids. Gene Ontology annotation, cellular component: proteasome core complex; proteasome core complex, beta-subunit complex. Lineage: Eukaryota; Metazoa; Arthropoda; Insecta; Hymenoptera; Vespidae. The record is from RefSeq and is a predicted model, not a curated record.